Molecule: messenger RNA, 960 nt
Organism: Penicillium macrosclerotiorum
Lineage: Eukaryota; Fungi; Ascomycota; Eurotiomycetes; Eurotiales; Aspergillaceae
Product: cytochrome oxidase assembly protein SHY1
Exons: 4
Coding region: 1-960 (319 amino acids)
Biological process (GO): mitochondrial respiratory chain complex IV assembly
Cellular component (GO): mitochondrion; membrane
Source: RefSeq, a predicted model, not a curated record
AUGCGGCCGAUAUUCUCGGUCCUCCAGCAGGCUGCUCCGGUGGCUUGGACGCUGCCUGCUCGAGUUGUCCGCAAUAGCGGUCCAGCUUGGAAGUUGGAUUCAAUCUGCGCACGAUGCCGUCUACAACAGAAGCGCCAAUUCACCAAGACACGCCAGCUGACUGAAAGUUUGUUGAACGUGGACCAUCCGGCUAAGCUUGUACGAGUGAAUCAGAAGCAUGGCCCUGGCCUUAUCAUUCUGGCUUUAAUCCCAAUUAUUUCCUUUGCGCUGGGAUCGUGGCAGAUUCAGCGCCUAGACAGGAAGACCAAGCUCAUUGCGAAAUUUGAGGACCGUCUCGUCCGACCUCCGCUUCCGCUGCCGCCUCGAGUCGACCCCGAUGCAAUCUCCGAAUUUGACUACCGCCGCGUCUACACCACCGGUCACUACCGCCACGACAAGGAGAUGUUGGUUGGACCCCGCAUGAAUGAGGGCGAAGACGGAUUCCUUGUUGUUACACCCCUUGAGCGUGGAGAUGGCCAGAGCACCGUCCUCGUGAACCGGGGUUGGAUUUCUCGGAAGAUGAUGGACAAGAAGGACCGGCCAAAUGGGCUGCCGGAGGGAGAGGUGACCGUGGAAGGCUUGCUACGUGAGCCGUGGAAGAAGAACAUGUUUACGCCGGAGAAUAAGCCUGAAGAGGGCAAGUUCUAUUUUCCUGAUAUCGAGCAGAUGGCCGAGCUAGGUGGAAGCCAGCCUGUGUGGAUCGAAGAGACCAUGGUGCCCGACCUUCUCGAGUCGUAUGAUCGCACAGCCAAGGGCAUUCCCAUUGGCCGUGCACCCGAAGUCAACUUGAGAAACAAUCACGCCCAGUACAUUUUCACAUGGUACGGCCUGUCUCUGGCCACGUCCAUUAUGUUGUGGAUGGUCGUGCGGAAGAAGCCGAACGAGGCCAUGCGCCGCGUGCGCCAGAACCGAAAUUGGUAG